AUUUUUUCCACAUGUUUAUAUAUUACGUCUGCGGCCAGCAGUUGUUUUAUAGUAGUUACAGUUUCUUUAUGAGAACUUAAAUUGAGGAUUUUGCUGUUUUUCACUGGCGAUGGACGCUACCUCAGCAUCCAGAUCUCUGCACCCCUACUGGCCCAGGGAUCUUGUGAUCCCUUCCUAUGUGGCCAAUGAUCGAUCCAUGGCAGAGAUCCUGGCGUUUCUCUUUUCUGUGUCCGGAGUCUUUCUUCUAGUGACUUGGAUGAUCACUGGCCGGCUGGGGGCAUGGAGGCGUCUGGCUGUGUGCUGGUUUGCUGUUUGUGGUUUCAUCCACAGUGUCAUUGAGGGCUGGUUCUCACUCUACCAUGAUGUCAUUCCAGGAGACCAGAGCUUUCUGUCACAAUUGUGGAAAGAGUACUCCAAAGGCGACAGUCGAUAUGUAAUAGGUGAUAAUUUCACAAUUUGUAUGGAGACUGUGACUGCAUGGCUAUGGGGACCGUUCAGCUUUUGGGCCGUGUUUGCCUUCUUAACUAACAAGCCCUACAGAUACGUCUUGCAGCUCGUACUUUCACUUGGUCAGCUGUACGGAGCGGUGCUGUAUUUCUUCAUAGAGCACAGAGAAGGCUACUCUCACAGCGAGCUCGGACACCCCGUCUACUUCUGGUUCUAUUUUGUGUUUCUGAACUUUUUGUGGAUAAUUAUACCGCUGGCGCUCAUCGUGGACGCAUGGAGACAAGUGACAGCGGCUCAGAGACAUACAGAUGGGAUUAAAAAGCAGAAGAAACAUUAGGAGGACAUGUGAUUAAAGGACACACUGAUGCUAUACAAGAGACUGGAUUAAUUAUAAUUAUAAAAUAAUUAAUUAAUUAUUUCACAAUAUAAUUAUAUUAUAUAAUAUUAAUUAUAGGUUAGCGCGCAGACCUCACAGCUAGGAGACCAGGGUUCAAUUCCCACCCUCGGCACAUCUCUGUGUGGAGUUUGCAUGUUCUCCCCGUGCAUGCGUGGGUUUUCUCCGGUUUCCUCCCACAUUCCAAAAACAUGCUAGGUUAAUUAGCGACUCCAAAUUGUCCAUAGGUAUGAAUGUGAGUGUGAAUGGUUGUUUGUCUAUAUGUGCCAUGUGAUUGGACCACGCCUCUCGCCCGAAUAAGACAGCUGGGAUAGGCUCCAGCACCUACUGCUUUUUGUGAGGAAAAGCAGUAGAAAAUGAAUGAAUGAAUGAAUGAGUUCUCCUAUUUUGUGUGGAAGUGGUAACUUUUUGGCUACUUAUUUUGUCUUUCCCCACCCUCGGACAUUUCUGUGUGGAGUUUGUGUGUUUUUUUUUUCCGGGUACUCCGGUUUCCUCCCACAUUCCAAAAACAUGCUAGGUUAAUUAGCCACUCCAAAUUGUCCAUAGGUAUGAAUGUGAGUGUGAAUGGUUGUUUGUCUAUAUGUGCCAUGUGAUUGGACCACGCCUCUCGCCCGAAUAAGACAGCUGGGAUAGGCUCCAGCACCUACUGCUUUUUGUGAGGAAAAGCAGUAGAAAAUGAAUGAAUGAAUGAAUGAGUUCUCCUAUUUUGUGUGGAAGUGGUAACUUUUUGGCUACUUAUUUUGUCUUUCCCCACCCUCGGACAUUUCUGUGUGGAGUUUGUGUGUUUUUUUUUUCCGGGUACUCCGGUUUCCUCCCACAUUCCACAAAAAACAUGCUAGGUUAAUUAGCGACUCCAAAUUGUCCAUAGGUAUGAAUGUGAGUGUGAAUGGUUGUUUGUCUAUAUGUGCCCUGGGAUUGGCUGGCCACCAGUCCAGGGUGUACCCCGCCUCUCGCCCGAAGACAGCUGGGAUAGGCUCCAGCACCCCCCGCGACCCUCAUGAGGAAAAAGCAGUAGAAAAUGAAUUAAUGAAUGAAUAUUAAUUAUAUAUUAUAUAAUAUUAAUAUAAAUAUUAUAUAAUAUAUAAUAUUAUAUAAAAUAUAAUAAAAUAAAUUAUCUGUGUGUGGAAUUUGCAUGUUCUCCCUGUGCGUGAAUCGGUUUUCUCUGGGUACUCCAGUUUCCUCCUACAUUAAAAAAAAAACAUGCUAGGUUAAUUGGCGACUCCAAAUUUCCCAUAGGUAUGAAUGUGAGUGCGAAUGGUUGUUUGUCUAUAGCUGGGAUAGGCUCCAGCAGCACAGAAAUGGA
Molecule: messenger RNA, 2144 nt
Organism: Doryrhamphus excisus (bluestripe pipefish)
Lineage: Eukaryota; Metazoa; Chordata; Actinopteri; Syngnathiformes; Syngnathidae
Source: RefSeq, a predicted model, not a curated record